This is a messenger RNA of Meloidogyne enterolobii, 555 nucleotides long. The record is from the annotation of a GenBank genome assembly. NCBI's taxonomy places the organism in Eukaryota, Metazoa, Nematoda, Chromadorea, Rhabditida, Meloidogynidae.
AUGGUUAUUAUGUCUUUACAGGCAUUAUUAGCUAUUUUAAUGGUUUUCUGUGUUCGAAUUUUUCUAAUAAAUUGCUCCAUAAACGACAGAAUGUUCGAGCCCAUAAGUACUGUUAAAGUAAUUAUGGAGAAGGACAUUAAUGCUGAUAAAAUGCCGAUUAAUGAUGUGGCGGGAUGUAGCGGAAUUUUGUUCUGCUACCCCAGCAAGCUUUCUCCUAAUUCUGAAGGAAAUUGGAAACCAUCCAAGGCCUUUGAAUUAACGAAAAAAGGUGAAAGCAAACUUUGCCUCAAUUCGGAAAAGGAAGCUAAGCUCGGAAAUGUUAAAAAUAUUGAAUGGCACGGCGUAAUUGUAUUUAAAGAUGGAAAAAAUGAUGUGGAAAUAUUUGCUGAUAUUUUUCCGCAAGAGUUUGGAUUUAAAUUAAAAGUUGUUUUAAAAUUUGAGAAAAUAUUGGAGAGGAAUAUUGAGAGAGCACUGUAUUUCUUUUACGAAUUCUUCUAAAAUACUCGCUAGGACCUUUACAAAACGGCUUAAAUUAUAGACUGCAAGAUUUAGGAG